Messenger RNA from Grammomys surdaster, 945 nucleotides. Its product is annotated as olfactory receptor 998-like. The record is from RefSeq and is a predicted model, not a curated record. Gene Ontology annotation, cellular component: membrane. Gene Ontology annotation, biological process: sensory perception of smell; G protein-coupled receptor signaling pathway. The coding region runs from base 1 to 945 and encodes 314 amino acids. The transcript has a single exon. Gene Ontology annotation, molecular function: olfactory receptor activity; G protein-coupled receptor activity; odorant binding. Lineage: Eukaryota; Metazoa; Chordata; Mammalia; Rodentia; Muridae.
AUGGAAGAAAAGAAUGAGACCGCAGUGAGUGAGUUUCUAUUUCUGGGCCUCACAAAUCGUCUCUAUCAGAAGAUUGUACUUUUCAUCAUGCUCCUCUUUGUUUAUCUUGUUACACUGGGGGGCAACUUGGGUAUGAUCACUCUCAUAUGGGUGGACCCCAGGCUGCACACACCUAUGUACUUUUUUCUUAGUCAUUUGUCCUUCGUAGAUAUGUGUUCCUCUUCUUCCAUAGCUCCUAGGAUGCUGUGUGAUAUAUUUACAGAGAAAAAAGCCAUUUCCUUUGUGGGUUGUGCUGUACAGUUAUGGUUUGCUGGUCUUUUUGUGGGAACUGAAUGUUUCCUCCUUGCUGCCAUGGCGUAUGAUCGCUAUACAGCCAUCUGUAAGCCCUUACUGUAUACUCUAAUCAUGUCCAAGAGGGUCUGUAUGAAGUUUGUCUUAGGACCUUAUCUUUUGGCUGCUAUAAACAUCACAACUCAUACAACCUUGACCUUUUGCUUACCAUUCUGUGGUCCCAAUAUCAUCAACCAUUUUUUCUGUGAUAUUUCCCCAAUGCUUUCCUUAGCAUGUGCUGACUCCUCCAUCAACAAGAUAGUGCUUUUUGUCUUGGAUGGAACAAUAGGAGUGCUUAGUGGUCUGAUCAUCGUAGUCUCCUACAUCUGUAUUUUGAUGGCCAUCUUGAAGAUCCAGACGACCGAUGGGAGGAUGAAAGCCUUCUCUACUUGUUCCUCUCAUUUGGCAGCAGUCUCCAUCCUGUAUGGAACUUUGUUCUUCAUUUAUGUUAGACCUAGUACAGAUUCUUCACUGAAUACCAAUAAAGUUAUUUCUCUAUUUUAUACUGUCAUGAUUCCUAUGCUGAACCCCCUGAUCUAUAGCUUGAGGAACAAGGAAGUGAAAGAUGUAUUCAGAAGAAAAGUACAAAGGAAACAUUUUCCAACUGAUUGGUAA